Numida meleagris (helmeted guineafowl) is the source of this 2990-nucleotide messenger RNA. Its product is annotated as P-selectin-like. The record is from RefSeq and is a predicted model, not a curated record. Gene Ontology annotation, biological process: heterophilic cell-cell adhesion; response to cytokine; leukocyte tethering or rolling. The transcript has 11 exons. Gene Ontology annotation, molecular function: sialic acid binding; oligosaccharide binding. Lineage: Eukaryota; Metazoa; Chordata; Aves; Galliformes; Numididae. Gene Ontology annotation, cellular component: external side of plasma membrane; membrane. The coding region runs from base 1433 to 2671 and encodes 412 amino acids.
CAGGAGGUGCCCAGGAAAGUGCCUGUGAUAUCACCAGUGGCAGCUGCACUGGGCGGGCUGUGUCAGGAUGAGUUGGUUCCUCUGCGGUUUGCAGGGAUCAUUGCUCAAGGAGAGGAGCGGGCUGUACUGCCAAAAACAAGGGCAGUGUGCCUGGUGAGGGGCUCCCCCCAAGCGGCAGGGGAGCACCCCACUCAGCCCUGCAAUGCCAGAGAGGCCUACAGGAUCCCUGUGAGGUGCACAUGCCCCACAGCAUGCCGAUGCCUGCACGGGAGCCAGCCUUGGAGGCCACCAGCCAUGCAAAACAGGGAUUAUCUAGCUCCCAGGAGAGCUGCAGAACUGAUUCCAGAACUCAGUCCCCUCUGCCACACGAAUCCCUCUCCUUUACCUGCAAAGCAUCACCCUUGGGUAUGAGGCUGUGUCCUGCCCCUUGCAGUGGCGGCCUCUGGGUUUCAUCCAGCUCACUUCUGCAUUUACAACAACACCAGAGAGCAUUUGUAGCAACAAAAAUAAGGUGGGAAUAUUUCUUUUCUAUUGUUCUGCUCCACUGUGCCCUGUGCCAGCAGAAGUGAAACCAGCAGGGGCACAGCCCGUUUUCCUCCUGCCUUCCCCUGGGGCCGAGCACCCUGCAACACACCUCUGACUGUCCUAGCACAGCAGCAGCUUCGUCCUUCUCAGGGGACCAUGGCUUCCCGAGGUGUCCCCCUGCCCAACAGCCAAUCCUCAGCCUCUCUGCCCACUGGGAUGUCAUUCCCUGCCCCAAACUACACUUUCUGCACAGGAGCUGGCAUGCGAAUGCUGCUGGGUUACUGCAGGCACAAUCUAAGCUGCAGCGGUUCCAGAAAAAGAGAGAAUUGCAGUAGAACAUUUUGCAAGGAUGAUGACAAAGAACAGGAACCAAAUUUCAUUUACAUUGGCCAAGUAGAAAAUCACUGUAAUGAGUUAUGGAUUUUGUGGGUGGGUUCCUCCUUUUGUGUUGUGUGAGUCCCACUGGAGCAUCGUUUAUUUAUCUGAAACUGGAAUAUGCAUGUGACCCGAAGGGCUCCUGCCUUUGCUUUCACUGGAAAUGAGUGGAGCAAUUCCUGCAGAAAACCCUGCCAAAAUGAUAUUACUUAGAAGUAGAAUAUGUGUAAAAAUAGAUUUAUGGUGAUGCAAAGGAGUGUUCACAAUGGAGCACCUUCCUGAAGCAUCGAUAGAGGAUCAUAAAGGGCAUUUAAUGGGGGGAAGUUCCCCCGUCCUGUUUUUGGACCUUUCUCAUAAAGAUUUAAAAAGGCAGAAACAGGAAAAUACAUUGUUUAACUAAUUGGUCUUGAGUGGUAUAUGACAACUGACAGCCUGCACAGGAUGCGGGAGCCACACACCACGCUCCUGCUCUGCCUGGCGCAGGUCCGCACGCCUCGUCCUGCUCCGUCCUCUCAUCGCCACUGCCACUGACAUGGUGGGUCGGAGGGCUCUGGGUGGCCACGCACCAGGCUGGCCCCUCGCUGGGUUCUUGGUCCCCAGCUGGCAGCAGGGCACCACGGUGGGACAGCACUGCGCUCGGAGGAUGCGGGCUCUCAGCUCUUGUGGCAUCUGGUGCCUGGGCAUCGCUGCCUUCGCAUGGGGCAUGGUGAUGCAGGUGGGGGCCUGGACAUACAGCUACAGUGAGAAGGACUACAAGUGGGACAAUGCCAGGAACUACUGCCAGACCUUCUUCACUGACCUGGUGGCCAUUCAGAACAAGGAGGAGAUUGAGUACCUCAAUCGCACCCUGCCCUAUCAUAACAAAUACUACUGGAUUGGCAUCCGCAAGCUGGGAGGCACCUGGACCUGGGUGGGCACCAAGAAGGAGCUGACUGAGGAUGCAGUCAAUUGGGCCACUGGGGAGCCCAACAACCGCCAGUUCAACCAGGACUGCGUGGAGAUCUACAUCAAGCGGCAGCCAGAGGCAGGCAAGUGGAAUGAUGAGCCUUGUACAAAGAAGAAGAAGGCACUGUGCUACAAGGCCUCCUGCCAGCCCCUGCUCUGCGGCCUGCAUGGCGACUGCAUGGAGGUCAUCCAGAGCUACAAGUGCAAGUGCCACCCCGGCUUCACAGGGGAAAACUGUGAGAAUGCUGUAACCUGCCCAGUGCUCACACCUCCAGAACAUGGAGAACUGAACUGCUCCCACCUCCAUGGAAGCUUCGCCUUUGGCUCCAUCUGUGACUUCUCCUGCCAGCCAGGGUUUGUGAUGUUUGGGCCACAGAGCCGUGAGUGCACAGCCACUGGAACCUGGACUGGGGACACCCUGCAGUGCCAAGCCAUCAGCUGUCCAGUGCUGGAUGCCCCCAGCCAUGGCCACCUCAACUGCUCUCAUCUGUAUGGGAACUUCACGUUCAACUCCACUUGCACCUUUUCCUGCAAGGAUGGUUUUAUCCAGAUGGGAGCAGGGAUGCUCAGGUGUGCAGCCACAGGGAACUGGACCAGGUAUCCCCCAGUCUGUGAAGAGGAUUCUGCUGCCUUUUUGAAACAAGUUCUGGUUUACACCAGCACCAGUGCUCUGGCAGUAGCUGGCCUUGUGCUCUCUGGAACGCUCAUCGCCUUGCUUGCCAAGCAGCUCAGCAACAGAGAGGAGAAGAAGAAGCUCUUGAACCCCACCAGUGACCUAGGAGCACCAGGCCUCUUCACCAAUGCAGCCUAUGACUCCACCUUGUAAGGCGAAUGCCAGCACAGUGCUUGCAGCACACUGGAAGGCCACGCGGAGCCGGGAACACUGUCCCCGCCAGCACCAGGCCCUGACGGUUCUUCACGCCUUGCCCUGCAGACCCUUGCUGCCUGCUGCCCUGAAGCAGCGCUAAGGGGCUGGGACUGCAGAGCUCUGCGCCCACCCCAGCCUAUACCCACACGUGGGCAAGGCCGCUGAAGAGCCGCAGGGGCGUGGAAACACGGACUGUAGUCCCUUCCCUUCCUCGAUCUGCUGCUGGGGCCGGGCCCUGGCCAACAGGCUCUCAAUAAACGCCUCUGCUCUCCCUCGA